CGAACAAUUGCCAUUUCCACUCCCAAAUCCCUAAUUUCCCCUCUAAUUUUUUUCCCAAAAGAAAACCAAAAGACUAAACCCCUAAUCCAAAAUAGUUAAACCCUGGUUCAAGACUUUUGCUUCGGCGGGAGAAGAGAACCCAUAGAAGUUCGAGCAUAGUGUUUCCGGGUGAAGAAAAUGGCGUUCGCAAACUCGGAGUUCAAAUUAUUCUCGGCUGGGUCUGGGUUUUUCGGCAAUCCUUCGUCUGAGGCCCCUCUUCGUCCCCCACCCCCGCCAGUCGAAGUGCUUGCUUCCGAGGUUUCCUCAACUGUGAAGUGCUUGCUGGAGCCUGUGAACUUGGAUGGCCUCACGUUGCUUAAGGGCCGGGUGAGUACUGAAGAGGUACUGGGAGUUCCUGACUCUGAUUUAGUUGCUGGCGUAUAUGAAGGGGGACUGAAACUUUGGGAGGGUUCGCUUGACCUUGUUAAAGCUAUCCGGUCCGAGAUUCAUAAAGGAGAAUUGUCAUUUAGAGGGAAGAAAGUAUUAGAGCUUGGAUGCGGUCAUGGACUUCCUGGGAUUUUCGCCUGCUUAGAGGGUGCAGCAGCUGUCCACUUCCAGGAUUUCAAUGCUGAGGUCCUGCGGUGUCUCACUAUUCCAAAUGCAAAUGCCAAUCUUUCACAAACUUCACAAUCUACAGCAUCCAAGGACACCACCCUGAUUGUUGAAACGGAAGUAAAAUACUUUGCUGGUGACUGGAGCCAAGUCCAUCAGUGUCUUCCUCAUGUAUACAGCGAUGGAAAGGACGCAGACAGUAGCUUAAGGCAGAAUCCAGUUUAUGACUAUGACAUAAUACUAAUGGCCGAGACAAUUUAUGCGAUCUCCGCUCAACAAAGUCUCUAUGAACUCAUAAAGAAGUGUGUGAAACGUCCUGGCGGAGUUACAUACAUGGCAGCCAAAAAGCAUUAUUUCGGAGUUGGUGGUGGAACCCGCCAGUUUCUGUCUAUGGUGAAGAAAGAUGGUGUCAUGGAUGCAACCCUAGUUGCGGAAGUUGCAGAUGGCUCUUCGAAUGUCCGAGAAGUUUGGAAACUGUCUAUGAAGAGUGACUCGAAGUCUUGACGUAGUUGGCUUCGAAUUAGACGAGGUAUGGUCUUUCCAAUUUUAUGGCUCAUUCUGUACACUAGACGGGAACAAUUUUAUUGCAGAAUAGUGGCUAGAACUUGUACAGUUGCAACUAGGUCACUGGAGUAAUUUUCCUUUCCCUGAGUUGACAUCUAGAAAAGCCUGAUACAAUUUGCUCGGUUCAUGCUUUGUAAUAGUUGAUGCCCCUAAUGUUUGAACUUUGAACCAAUGCAGAAUUGGGACAAACACAGUCAUUCAUAUAAUAUCAAUUAGAUUCUCUGGCUUAAUUACAUGCCAGCGAUACACAUACAUGAGGGAUUUAAAGGUAUUGAUUUAAGAAUCAGAGCGACAGCGGUAGUAUUUGAAACAGCCACGGGUAUGUGGGUUGGAAGGAGGGGGCAAGCAGCUGCUGCUGUAAGCCUCUCCAGUGGUGCCUCCAUUGCACACAGGCUUGUCUUUCUUCAAUGCUCCUGGUGUUAUGUACCUCUGCGUCUCCCUCUCCUGAGCAAACCUUCUUCUCAUCCCAUGAUCUCUCACUUCAUCAUCAUCAUCAGUACCAGUAGUAAUUAGCAUCUCUAAUAACGAUUCUUCCGCCUCCACUUGACACUCUGCCGCCAUGGAAUUAUUGUCAUUAGUACCGACCUUGCAAACUAGUGAUGAUGAUGAGGAUGAUGGUAUCGGAGGUGAGGCUGCAAGCGCCUUGUUGUUCGUCGUCAGCAGCAGAACCAGAAGAAAGCUGCAUAUGUAGCAGUAGAAGAAGAAGAAGAAGAAGAAGGGCUUGGGAGCGUUUUGUUCCAUUUUACUACCCUUCUGUUUGUGUUAUGUGUGCUACUAAUGGAGAGUGGUGAGUGGAGAUUGGGCACUAAAGAAUUGGUAUUGCGAGUGACAGGAUGUUCAAAGAGGUUGGUGGGAAAAGAAGUUCAGCCGCGCCCCACUUUGCCCACUACAAUUGCAGCUAUUAACUCUCUUUGGUGCGUGCACUAUAAUACUGUAGAAGC
Molecule: messenger RNA, 2096 nt
Organism: Linum tenue
Lineage: Eukaryota; Viridiplantae; Streptophyta; Magnoliopsida; Malpighiales; Linaceae
Source: the annotation of a GenBank genome assembly